Messenger RNA from Poecile atricapillus (Black-capped chickadee), 1650 nucleotides. Its product is annotated as histone-lysine N-methyltransferase SETD1A-like. The annotation marks the transcript as partial. The record is from RefSeq and is a predicted model, not a curated record. Gene Ontology annotation, cellular component: Set1C/COMPASS complex. Gene Ontology annotation, molecular function: protein binding; histone H3K4 methyltransferase activity. Lineage: Eukaryota; Metazoa; Chordata; Aves; Passeriformes; Paridae. The transcript is spliced from 6 exons.
CCCCGCCCCCCCGCCGAGCAUUUGGGGGCUUCCACCCUUCUGGAACUUUCCAGGACCCCUCCCCAGAACGGGGCUGGGGGGGGAGGGGACCUGGCGGUGCUGGCGGCCAUCGCCCUCGCCCCUCCCCCCAGCACCCAAACCGCCCCUCCCCCACCCCUGCUGCUGGAGCACAACUACGCCCUCCCCCCACCCAAAUCCCCUCCCCCGCCCCGGCCCGAGGUGCUGGAAGCCCCCGAGGAGGUGGUGGCCGAGCCCGGAGGAGGGGAGGAAGACGAAACCCCCUCCUCAUCAUCAUCAUCAUCCUCCUUAUCCUCAUCAUCAUCAUCCUCAUCGUGGUGGAGGAGAAGGAGGAAAAGUCGGCGCCCAACGUCGGGCUCAUCAUCCUCGAGCGACGAUGACGACGAUGACAACAACCGGCGGCGCUGGCUGCGGCCACGAGGAGCCACCACCGGCGGCGUGGGUGACACCGGGGCCACCCCCGGCGCGGGUGACACUUUUGGGGACACUUUUGGGGACGGUUUCGGGGUGAGGUUCGCGCCGCGCAGCGAGUUCGAGCAGAUGACGAUCCUCUACGACAUCUGGAGCGCGGGGCUGGACGCCGAGGACGCGCGGUUCCUGCGCGUGACGUACGAACGGCUCCUGCAGAACGACGGCGCGGCGCCGUGGCUGAAUGACACCCAUUGGGUGCAUCAUACUGUGACCAGGACCCACAGCCCGCGCCGGCGGCGCCGGUGGCCGCAGUGCCGGGAGCACCGCACGGGCAGCGCCCGCAGCGAGGGUUAUUACCCCAUCAGCAGGAGGGAGAAAGACAAAUACCUGAAACCCUGCCCUGCACCCAGACCUGACCCUGAUGGACCCCCUGACACCCAGGGUCCCAACCGGGUGCUCUCGGAGCGGCGCUCGGAGCAGCGGCGCCUCCUCAGCGCCAUCGGCUCGGCCGCGCUGCCGGACAGCGACCUCCUGAAACUCAACCAGCUCAAGUUCCGGAAGAAGCGGCUCCGCUUUGGGCGCAGUCGGAUCCACGAGUGGGGAUUGUUCGCCAUGGAGCCGAUCGCGGCCGACGAGAUGGUGAUCGAGUACGUGGGGCAGAACAUACGGCAGGUGGUGGCUGACAUGAGGGAGAAGCGUUAUGCCCAGCAGGGCAUCGGGAGCAGUUACCUGUUCCGGGUCGAUCACGACACCAUCAUCGACGCCACCAAGUGCGGGAACCUGGCGCGCUUCAUCAACCACUGCUGCACCCCCAACUGCUACGCCAAGGUGAUCACCAUCGAGGCGCAGAAGAAGAUCGUCAUCUACUCCAAGCAGCCCAUCGGGGUCAACGAGGAGAUCACCUACGACUACAAAUUCCCCAUCGAGGACACCAAGAUCCCCUGCCUGUGUCGCACCGAGAGCUGCCGCGGCACCCUCAACUGACCUCGGGGGGCUUGGGGACCACCAGAACCAUCGUGGUGGCCACCAAAAACAUCAUGGUGACCACCAAGAACAUCAUGGUGGGGCUUGGUGACCACCAAAAACGUCAUUGUGGGGCUUGGGAACCACCAAGAACAUCAUGGUGACCACCAAGAACAUCAUGGUGACCACCAGAACCAUCAUUGUGGGCUUGGGGACCACCAAAAACAUCAUGGUGACCACCAAGAACAUCACUGUGGG